AUGAAACAUACUAUGGUUAAUAUGAUCUCCAUGUUUACAUUAAUGGUUUUGUUCGCAAUUCAAUUACAAUCAAUGAAAAUUAAUGCCGAAAGUACCGAUGAUAUGAAUUUUGAAAAGAAAGCUUAUCAUUUCUUUCGAUUGAAAAAAUCAGACCAAUGUCUAAGUAUUCCAUAUAGUAUUAAACAAAUGAUUCUUAGAGAACCUUCUAUUUUAUGCCCAGAAGAUCGUGGAUUCCUUGGAUUAUAA
This is a messenger RNA of Schistosoma rodhaini, 246 nucleotides long. NCBI's taxonomy places the organism in Eukaryota, Metazoa, Platyhelminthes, Trematoda, Strigeidida, Schistosomatidae. The record is from the annotation of a GenBank genome assembly.